AUGAAGCGGCGGAACUUUUUGCAGCAGCAACGCAGCAGCAGAUGGAGAAUCAAGGCGCUGGUGGUGGUGCUCCUCUUGACCUCCUGCUUCUUGCUGAUACUUAACCACUACCACUACAGCCGAAUUUUCACGUUUGGUGCGCCGGAAGCUCCGCCUCUCGUGGUUGUCCAGAAGCCCAAGAUCGCCUUUCUCUUCAUAGCUCGCAAUCGGCUUCCCUUGGACUUCGUCUGGGAUGCGUUUUUCCAGGGAGAGAAAGAGGGUAAAUUUUCAAUCUUCGUUCACUCGAGGCCUGGGUUUCUCCUCAAUGAGGUGACCACGCGAUCUGCUUACUUUUCUGGCCGUCAGGUCAAUAACAGUAUUCAGGUAGAAUGGGGAGAAGCUAGUAUGAUUGAAGCAGAGCGUAUUUUGCUUAGAAAUGCACUCAAGGAUUCUUCCAAUCACCGGUUUCUUUUUCUCUCUGACAGCUGCAUUCCAUUAUAUAACUUCAGUUACACAUACCACUAUAUAAUGUCUACGUCAACUAGCUUUAUAGACAGUUUUGCAGACACAAAGCAGGGUCGUUACAAUCCAAAAAUGAACCCAGUUAUUCCAGUGUAUAAUUGGAGGAAAGGAUCCCAGUGGGUUGUGUUAACUAGAAAACAUGCUGCAGUGAUGGUCAAUGAUGAUACAGUCUUCCCAGAGUUUGAGAGGCACUGCAGAAGGAGGUCACUACCUGAGUUUUGGAGAGAUCAUCCUCUUCCUACAGAUGGUUCCAAGGAGCACAACUGUAUACCAGAUGAACAUUAUGUUCAGACAUUGAUUGCACAUAAGGGCCUUGAAGGAGAAAUUACACGGAGAACAUUGACACAUACAUUAUGGGAUCUUUCUUCAUCCAAAGAUCGUGAAAGGCGAGGAUGGCAUCCAGUCACAUACAAGCUUUCGGAUGCUACACCUACUCUUAUCCAAAAUAUAAAGGGCAUAGACAAUGUGUAUUAUGAGACCGAAUACAGGAGGGAAUGGUGCAGAAGCAAGGGGCAGCCAUCCACAUGCUUUCUCUUUGCCAGGAAGUUCACACGUGCUGCUGUCAUGAGGCUUCUUAAUACGUCGGCAAUAGUUCCAAAUUGACAAAAUUGACAAAGACCAGAUGCAUUAUACAAUAAUUCAUCUGCUGCUACAUGGGCAAAGGACCUGACAUGUCGUGGGUGUAAAUGAUAGCAAAUGAGAAUUGCCUCUUGGUAGCAGUCUUUACAUAAUAAAUUAGUUAGCAGCCCUACAGAAGGGAUGAAACAUGAGAUUCACACUGUAGAUUGGUUUUGAAUUGUGUAGCGCACCCUUCUGUGAUCUUUUAGCAAACUCAUGCUUUGUUGUAUAUUUAAUCUCCUCUGUAUUUUUUUCUUGUUCCGAGUUGCCGGAAUACUACUCCAUUGCUUCUUACAUGUGAGAAACAAAUAUCAGCUAAUGCUUCUAGCAAGAAAUCUUUUAGAUCU
Messenger RNA from Musa acuminata AAA Group (dessert banana), 1466 nucleotides. RefSeq names its product glycosyltransferase BC10-like. Gene Ontology annotation, molecular function: glycosyltransferase activity. The record is from RefSeq and is a predicted model, not a curated record. The transcript has 11 exons. Bases 1 to 1104 code for a protein of 367 amino acids. Gene Ontology annotation, cellular component: membrane. Lineage: Eukaryota; Viridiplantae; Streptophyta; Magnoliopsida; Zingiberales; Musaceae.